Salmo salar (Atlantic salmon) is the source of this 2004-nucleotide messenger RNA. It is a transcript of the gene dusp2, whose product is annotated as dual specificity phosphatase 2. Gene Ontology annotation, molecular function: MAP kinase tyrosine/serine/threonine phosphatase activity. Lineage: Eukaryota; Metazoa; Chordata; Actinopteri; Salmoniformes; Salmonidae. Gene Ontology annotation, cellular component: nucleus; cytoplasm. The record is from RefSeq and is a predicted model, not a curated record. Gene Ontology annotation, biological process: negative regulation of MAPK cascade; endoderm formation; protein dephosphorylation.
UCAUCCCAUCUCUUAACAAGAAACAAGAGGUAAAGACAGUUUAGUACUGAUUUCGAGGUGAAUUGUUUAUGGAAAUAGUCAUAUUCAGUACUCUCUGGCUGAAGUCAAAUUGUUUGAAUUAGUUGAUCAAGUUUUAAAUAUAUUCUGAUCAAGAACAAGUUUGUUUUGACAAACAUUUUGUUGCUUUUAGGCUAGUCUAUAACUUUCCACAGGAGAAACAAAUCAAAGCGUAAUUUUUUUUACCUGUUUAUUUUUGGGACCAGAACUAAAUAAUGUGUUCAAGCAGCGAACCUCUGGAGAUAACUGGUAUUGAGUUGGCCCACAUCCUCAGAACUCCCCGGGACCAGUUCGCCUCAGGCGGCUGUGUACUGCUGGACUGUCGGCCUUUCCUUGCCUUUUCCAGGACUCACAUCUCUGAGUCCCGCAAUGUCAACUGGAACUCGAUGCUCCGGCGUCGGUCCAAGAGCUCCGUUGUUUGUUUGGAGUGGUUGGUCGCGGACAAGGACCUCCUUGGUCAGCUGUGCAGGGGGGAUUUCUCGCCAAUGGUGGUGCUUGAUGAGAGUAGCCUUUCUAUGGCCGAACUGAAAGGGGAAAGCUUGGCCAGUAUGCUGCUGAACGCUCUACAAGCCGAUGUCCAAUCCAGCUCAGCACAGAUCUGCUUUCUACAAGGUGGCUUUGAGGGGUUCCAUGAAGAAUAUCCAGAAGUCUGUUUCAACUCCCCAGGCCUGCUGGGACACAGCCCUGCAAUGAUGGACCCGGAGCCAAGCGUGACAGGGCGGAAAACACCACUCUAUGAUCAGGAGGGUCCGGUGGAGCUCCUCCCCUUCCUGUUCCUGGGCAGUGCAGUUCAUUCGUCACGGCGCGAAACUCUCACUGCAGCGGGGAUCACGGCAGUGCUCAACGUGUCCUCCUCCAGCCCCAACCUAUAUGAAGAGGACCUAAAAUACAUGAGACUCACUGUAGAGGACAGCCUGGCUGCAGACAUCGCAGCUCGCUUCCCUGAGGCCAUCGCCUUCAUAGACUCGGUGAAGGAGAGUGGUGGUCGUGUGCUGGUGCACUGCCAGGCCGGCAUCUCUCGCUCGGCCACUAUCUGUCUGGCCUACCUCAUCCACGCCCGCCGCGUCCGAUUGGACGAGGCCUUCGACUUCGUGAAGCAGCGACGCCAGGUCAUCUCUCCCAACCUGGCCUUCAUGGGACAGCUGCUACAGUUUGAGACCGACGUUCUGUGUCACUGACCCCAUCAUUAGCCAUAUAUUUAUAUAUAUGCCUUGCCACUAACAAGACUUGCAGAGAUAUAUUUCUGAGGAAGACUCAAGAGAAAUGUAUUGUAUAUAUGCACUUCCACUAGGUGGAUUAGUCCAAAAAGUUGACUUGGACUGUGAUGAAUAAUGUGUAUCGAUUUCACACGUUUUUAUGUGUCUCUGCAUGGCCACAGCCUCAUAACUGCUCAGAGAAAUGUUUACCCACUCUGCCAGUGGCUGGGCUGUAUCUGAGAGAAACCCACAGACAGUACAUGGUGAGAGAAAUGUAUAUCUGCUGUACUGCUGGCAGGAGAAAUAUAUAUGUGUGUGCUAUUUGCCUUUUUGGACAUUUUGCAAGGGCUGACAUAAAGGCCUAUACUGUGCGGUAAACCCCAGCAAGCUGUUGGGUACCGGAGUAAUAACUACUGUCUGUAAAACUAAAUGUGAAUGAUUUGUAUCUUGAUCAGGUGAUUUAAUGUAUUAAGGGCAAUACAUCAAUGCAAUCAAUUUCCUAACACCAGUGCAAAUCUGAAACAAGCUCAUCCUCAUCAAAUCAUAGGUGUUGGCUGUAGCUUGCAGGUCUGCUCUGGGCAAAGGGAAGAAGCCAUCUCAAUCGUUAUGGUGUUUUUAUAAAACUUAUUUUGACUAAUUUUAUUAUGGUUUUGACAGUAUUGUGUAACUGUCGGUUACUGCACUUUAUUUGCCAAUGUGGAGGCAGAUUCCUGCUGUUUUUCACAGAUUAAAUACUUUAUAAACUGGAAAA